Phytophthora sojae is the source of this 261-nucleotide messenger RNA. RefSeq lists its product as hypothetical. The record is from RefSeq and is a predicted model, not a curated record. The coding region runs from base 1 to 261 and encodes 86 amino acids. The transcript is spliced from 2 exons. NCBI's taxonomy places the organism in Eukaryota, Oomycota, Peronosporomycetes, Peronosporales, Peronosporaceae.
AUGCUGGCGGACAUCAUGACGAAGCCGAUCGCGGCGCCGCAGUUCGACGCGCUCAGGACGAAGCUGGGCAUCGUGGUCGCUGACGAGUCGAGUGGGAGUGUUGUCAAGACUGAUGUGACGACGCCCCGCCAAGCGACCUUGCCGUGCGCUGCCGAUCCGUCCUCUUCUGUCCUCGGCCGCCCUAGAUCUGCGAGAUUGGUCGUCGAUCCGGGCUUGGGUCUACGUCGAAUCACGCCGCAGUCCAAGCGCGAUCGCCCGUAA